Messenger RNA from Triticum turgidum subsp. durum (durum wheat), 1095 nucleotides. The record is from the annotation of a GenBank genome assembly. NCBI's taxonomy places the organism in Eukaryota, Viridiplantae, Streptophyta, Magnoliopsida, Poales, Poaceae.
AUGGGCGGGGUCACGUCCACCAUCGCCGCGCGCUUCGCCUUCUUCCCGCCCGCGCCGCCCUCCUACACGCUCGUCGCCGACGCGGCCACCGGCCGCCUCCUCAUCCCCGAGAUCUCCCGGCCCCCCGCGCGCCGCCGGAGGCGGGACGGCGGCGGGGACUCCUCCUCAGGUGCCGCCGCAGCAGCCGAGGAGGAGGACGCCACGGAGGUGGUGCGCCUCCGCACGCGCCGCGGGAACGAGAUCGUCGCCGUCUACGUGCGCCACGCGCGGGCCUCCGCCACGCUGCUCUACUCCCACGGCAACGCCGCCGACCUCGGCCAGAUGUACGGCCUCUUCGUCGAGCUCAGCCGCCGCCUCCGCGUCAACAUUUUCGGGUAUGAUUAUGCUGGUUAUGGGAGGUCUACAGGGAAGCCCACUGAGUAUAAUACAUAUGCAGACAUUGAAGCAGCAUAUAACUGCCUCAAGGAAAAAUAUGGUGUGCCAGAUGAGGAUAUAAUUUUGUAUGGACAAUCUGUUGGAAGUGGUCCAACCAUUGAUCUUGCUUCACGGUUGCCAAAUUUGCGAGCUGUGGUUCUUCACAGUCCUAUUUUAUCUGGACUGAGAGUGCUAUAUCCAGUCAAAAAAACUUUUUGGUUUGACAUUUACAAGAAUGUCGACAAAAUCAGCCUGGUGAAUUGUCCAGUUCUUGUCAUUCAUGGCACGUCAGAUGAUGUUGUUGAUUGGUCCCAUGGAAAGCAGCUAUGGGAGCUUUGCAAGGUGAAACAUUCGCCUUUGUGGCUAAGUGGCGGUGGGCACUGCAACCUUGAGCUGUAUCCUGACUACAUCAGGCACUUGAAGAAGUUUGUGUCGAGCCUUGGCAAAAAAUCAACGAAACCUGACUUGAAAGAGUUACCAGCAACAGAAGACACAUCUCGCAAAGACGCAGAAUCUGUGUCCUCGGACAAACCCCAAGAAGCUGCAAAGUGCCGACAGAUCUCGCGGAAGAGCUUAGAUAGUAGAGUUGGGAAAUCCAAAACGGUGGAUGUUCCUGAAAAGCCACGAAUGAGCUCAGAUGACGUUGACAAGUUUAGGAGGAGAAGAUGCUUGGUUUGGUGA